Molecule: messenger RNA, 3396 nt
Organism: Poeciliopsis prolifica (blackstripe livebearer)
Lineage: Eukaryota; Metazoa; Chordata; Actinopteri; Cyprinodontiformes; Poeciliidae
Gene: zbtb41
Product: zinc finger and BTB domain containing 41
Exons: 11
Coding region: 335-3067 (910 amino acids)
Molecular function (GO): protein binding
Source: RefSeq, a predicted model, not a curated record
AGCUUUCCAAAUGUCAGCACAGUGAGCUUGUCAGUAACCGCGUAACAUGGUAACUUCAGGAACACACUCAGUGUUGUCAUUCGGUAUUAAGACGUUUCGUUGAGCUUCACGCAACUUGACGUCUGGACCGACGGACGAAUCCGCACCAGCCAAUGGGGGAGCGCUUUGUUUCGGCGUCCGACAUUUCUGGUGGGGCGUUUCAGCCAGAGGCUCAGGAAAUUAUUAUGUCCUCUAUUUAUGUCCCAUUAUUAGCCCUUUGCGCUAAAAACGACAUUAUGGAGGCCUCUCGCCCGUAUUUGCACUGAUCAAUUGUACCCCAACAUUCAUCUCCAUAAUGAAGAAAAAGCCAAACACUAUGGUUCUUCCAAAGCGUGGGAGACCGGUGACAAACGCAUCCGCAGCAGAGGAGUGCAGAAUCCCAUUGGACUCCAAAACCGUCCAGGAUUCGUCUCUUCCUCUCAGACGCCUCACCAUGUCACAGCACAGUGACAACCUCCUUGCGUUUUUGAACGAGGACCGGACCCGGCAGCGGUUCUGCGAUGUGUCCGUGUCGGUGGGUGGGACGGUUUAUAGGGCCCACAAAGCCGUCCUGGCCCACGGGAGCAGCUACUUUCAUGCAGAGCUCUCCAAGAGCUCGGGUACAAUGACUCACGUCACCCUGGACCACGUGGAGGAUUCGGUUUUCCAGCAUCUCCUCGGCUUCCUGUACACAUCAGAGUGUGUCGUUGCAGAGACAGAUCUCCCAGCUCUAGCUGAAGCAGCCAGGUUCUUGGAUAUGAUGGACGUAUUAAAGCUCUUGUGUGAGGACGGGAAAGCUACCUCUUCCCAGGGAGAGACGAGGGAAACUGAGUUAGAAAUUCUCUCCUGUGACGCUGCUGGGGCGGACACAGAGGUCCAGAGCACCCCGAGCAGCAAAAUCUCCCCGCAGCACAGUGUUGCUGAAAGUACUAAUCCAGCUUCAGGUAGGGAGGUGAAGACAUGUCCAAAAAGUGCUACCACACGGAGAUCGGCUUGUACAAGAAAAAACCCCUCUAAACAUAAGAAAGACAAUGGAAAGUACUCUGUCAGCAAUACUGCGGAGCAGCAAAGCGUUGAAUCACCAGGGAGACCAGAUGAACACAAAGUGGACAGUGUUUUGGAGCUUAAUCGUGACGUGAAAGAGACCCCCAAACCAUCUCAGGGCGACGACAUGAUGGAGGAGGACACGGAGGAGGACGAGCAAGAUGUUAACACGGGUGCUGUUUCACAGAAGAACAUUUGUGAGGUUUCUGGGAACGACAGGACGGCUUUAGAGGAAGGUUCACACACUGACAGAACGGAGGCGCCAUCCGGGCUAGAUCGGGAAGUUCACCUGCCUCCAACAGCAAGCGCUAAUCAGAGUCCAGAGUAUCCUGAGGGUCUGGCUCCAGUUAUCAUUCAAACAUCCAGCAAAAAGACUCUCAAGUGUCCCAAAUGUGAGAAGACGUUUGAUCGUGCAGGGAAAUACGAGAGUCACACCAGAGUCCACACGGGAGAGAAGCCUUUCCAGUGUGACAUAUGCCUCCAGUGCUACUCCACCAAGUCCAACCUGACGGUGCACAAGAAGAAGCACACAGGCGAUGCUCCCAUUCCAAAGAAGGAGCACAAGUGUCCCUUCUGCAACAAACUCCAUGCCAGCAAGAAAACUCUGGCCAAGCACGUCAGAAGGUUUCAUCCCGAUCACACACAGGAGUUUUUCGCUGCGAGGAAAAAGAAGAGCGAAGGCUGGAAAUGUGCAAUUUGUUCGAAGACGUUCAGCCGCAGGCCUCACCUGCAGGAGCACAUGAUCCUGCACACCCAGGACCGGCCCUUUAAAUGCUCAUUCUGUGACGAGUUCUUCAAGUCCAGGUUUGCAAGGCUGAAGCACCAAGAGAAAUAUCAUUUGGGCCCGUUUCCCUGUGAGAUCUGUGGACGUCAGUUCAACGACACCGGCAACAAAAAGAGGCACAUAGAGUGCACACAUGGAGGCAAACGAAAGUGGACCUGCUUUGUUUGUGGGAAAUCAGUGAGGGAAAGGACGACAUUAAGGGAACACUUGCGUAUCCACAGCGGAGAGAAACCUCAUCUCUGCAGCAUUUGCGGGCAAAGUUUCCGUCACAGCAGCUCCUACAGGCUUCACCUCAGAGUCCACCAUGAUGACAAGCGCUACGAAUGUGACCAGUGUGGGAAAACCUUCAUACGCCACGAUCACCUGACCAAACAUCAGAAAAUACACUCUGGUGAGAAAGCGCACCAGUGUGAAGAAUGUGGGAAGUGCUUCAGGCGCCACGAUCAUCUAACAGUGCACUAUAAAAGUGUUCAUUUGGGAGAGAAGGUUUGGCAGAAAUAUAAAACUGCUGUGCAUCAAUGUGAGGUUUGCAAGAAAGAGUUCAAAGGAAAGUCCAGUUUGGAGAUGCACUUCAGGACUCACUCAGGCGAGAAACCCCACAGAUGCCCAGAGUGCCAUCAGACUUUUCGGAUCAAGAAGACCUUAACGAAGCACAUGGUGAUUCACUCGGACGCCCGUCCCUUUAACUGUCCGCACUGCAGCGCCACCUUCAAGAGAAAAGACAAGCUGAAGUACCAUGUGGACCACGUGCACAGCGCCAGGAUCAGCGAGCCGCCGUCCAGCCAGGACAAAGCCGCCUCUGCUCCUUUUCAGGAAACCUCAAAGACGUACCACUCUGACCCCAAGUCGGCGCCGCGAAGCGCCUCCAACCCGGCCACCGUCUGCAUCCCCGUCACUUUAGUCCCUGUUCCCAUGGCAGCAGGAGGUCCGGGAGACCUUCAUCCCCACCGGGCCGCCUCUCUCUCGUCUCAGACCCACAGCGUGGUGAAUGUUCAGGCUCAGGGCCAGCAGCAGCAGCAGAACCCGGGCUACCAGGCAGCAACAGAUCUGGCUUUCUUAGAGAAGUACACCCUGACCCCUCAACCGGCCAACAUCGUCCAUCCCGUGAGGCCCGAUCAGAUGCUGGACCCUCGAGAGCAGUCGUACCUGGGGACGCUGCUGGGCCUGGACUCGGCUUCCUCCGUUCAAACCAUCUCCGACUCUGAUCACACUCACCGAUGAAUGAAUCCACUGGAAAAUGUGCAGAUUUAGGACCAAAACUGUAUGAACAGCACCCGACCCAGUUUGAUUCAACAGUAACGCCCAAAGAGAGAUGUUAACACAUUGACUAUUUCUAUCCGAUCUUUUAUAUAAUUUAUAUCGGCACAAUAAUUUUUAACAGAUUAGAAGAUUUCAUUUGAUGACAUUUAAAACUUAAGUGCUUUUAGCAGCUAAGCUAUUGAUGAAUGAACUUUGUUCUGUUAAACAAAUGGUACGCUCUCAUUUCCUGGUUGGGUGAUUAAUUUAUCCUCUUAAUACAAGCUGAAUAAAACAGCUGGUCUUUACAUCCA